Molecule: messenger RNA, 2274 nt
Organism: Chaetomium strumarium
Lineage: Eukaryota; Fungi; Ascomycota; Sordariomycetes; Sordariales; Chaetomiaceae
Exons: 2
Coding region: 1-2274 (757 amino acids)
Source: RefSeq, a predicted model, not a curated record
AUGGUGCUCAACAUCCCCGAGAAUGGCGUCUCAAUUGAGAGCUCGGCCCAGGCGAUGGCCGAGCUCCCGAACCAGGCAUUCGCCAUUGCGUUGAGCCCGAGUGUUAUUGAAGAUAUGAUCCUCUGCGUCCAAAAUGGCGGUGAUAUCCAGUUGGCGUUGGGAAGCGCCCCGAAAUUCCGGUUCGACGACCACGAGGUUCGGAUACCCAAGACUUCUGAUCCAUCCGGCUACGACCUUUUCAGGGCCACUUCUGAGAAGCCUUCCAGAGUUACCAAGUUGCCGAAUCCGACCAUGUCUAUCUUCAAGAUUCCCAAAUGCCACCCCAUGGCCAAGGCCAUGAAAGCGUCCAGCCAGGGAGCGAAGGGCGAGCCCGGAAGCAAGAAAGCUCCGGCGAAAAGCACCAAGCCCGCCAACAAGCGUGCUGCGCCAUCUGCUAGAGACACAGACUCCCAGCGAACACCAGACCCUGCCACUGCACGGCUUGAGCGCUCACUUGCCAGCCUGGAAGCGGACAAGCGCGAGAACUCGUAUGGACCCAGUGAGGCAAUCCCCAAUGCACUGGCUGAUAUCGGUUAUAGCACGACCGUUGUCACUGGUCUAGCCGCUUCCAGGAAAGGGAAAUUGAAGGUUCCCAACAGAAGACUCCUUGAACCGCAAGCAGCUGCCUCGCCCAGAUCAUUACCGCCGAGUCCCGCUUUGAGUGCGAGUGGAUCCCCAUCUCUUCUGCCGUCCGGCGGCACGACACAAGAGAGGGUGAAGCAGCUGCGCUUUCCCAUCAUUCACGAGUUGGCAGUUCAGAACCUAUCCCGUCAGGAGCUCUUGGCGAAGUGGGACGAGGGGGCAGAGGAAGAGUUCGAUGCCAUUCUCAGCAAGGUGGCUGAUUUUGAUGCGGACUCCCAGAAGUGGGCACUGAAGAAGUUGUUUUGGAAGGAACUCGACGUCUUCGAGUACCGCUAUGCGCACGACGAGGAACGCGAGAAGGCGAUCAGGAACGCCAUAAAACAAUACGAUCGGAGUCGGCUAGGCACAUCGGACCCCCUCUGGCAGAAACUCCUCCCGAAGUCAGAGCGCGGGAAGGGCAUAUGCCUGAGCCGGCUGCAAGCGGCGAUCGCCAAGGGCCCUGCGGUGCCGGCACCGAAGCAGAAGGCUGAUGCUUCGAACGCCAGCGGAGUUGACUCGGAUUCAGCAAGCUCGGUCUCAAAGAAGGGUAAAGGGGGCGAGCCCAUGUCGCGAUCGAGCUCUCAAACGUCGACAGGGAAGAAGAAGCUGUCACCAUCGGAGGCCCAGGCCAAGCGGCUGCUGUCUACGAAGAAAAAGCCUAUGGCAGCGGCAACGACAAAGCCAACACCGAAAGCCUCAGCCGCCAAAACUCCAGCUAAGGGGGCUAAUGCGAAGGGCCGACAACCCCUGUCUAAGGAGUACGUCUCGGAUUCAAGCUCGACGGACGAUGAAGUGCCCCUCUCGACAUCUAUUGCAAAAUCCAAAACCACGGUUGCCACAGCGUCCAAGCCCGCAUCGCAGGCGGCCGAGAAGCCAAAGGCGGGACAGAAGUUGGGAGAGCCGAAAGUGCCUCCCGCUGCGAAGCCGAAAGCCGCUACGACAGCGAAGACUCAAGUUCAGGAGGACAAGAAACACAGGGAGAAGGACACGAUCCGCGCCCAAGCGACUGCCAAACCGGCCAAGCGUCCGCGGGAUGCCGAGGAGGACGACAGCUCCAGUUCGGGGACCCCGCUCAGCAAGCGUGUAAAGACUGUUUUGAAAGCAACCCCCGCGCCGGCUGCCUCAGCUAAACCACGCUCCACCUCCGGUAGCAGCCAGAACAGCCGCGGAGCCCCCUCGACGGUAGCUGCACCCAAACCAAAGAACACAACUCCACUCAAAUCGUCGCCUCUGGCUUCGUCCCCGCCCACCAAUGCAUCGGAACUGGAGCGGGAAGGGCAGCGGGAACGGGAACCGGUACGAGGAGAGCGGGACACGACAGUGAAGACUACGAGCAGCAGUGGGGCAGCAAUCAAUGGCAAUGCCGGUACCGCGAAGAAGCGGCCGCCGACCGACUCGCUACCCGGAAACAAAGCGAAGCGGCCGCGGCCAUCGCAGGAGACGCUGGAGAUGGCGGCUAGGUUCAAGCGGUUCUACCGGGAGUACGAGCAGCUCCAUCGGGACGUCACCAACAACGACAACCCGGACCCCAACAAGCUGACAAACCUGAUCGAUAUGCACGAACAAUUGAGCAGGAUGAAGAGCGAGAUCUACGCCGCGGUCGAGGCUUGUUGA